Messenger RNA from Falco peregrinus (peregrine falcon), 1981 nucleotides. RefSeq names its product CD40 molecule (gene CD40). The transcript is spliced from 9 exons. Gene Ontology annotation, cellular component: external side of plasma membrane; CD40 receptor complex. Gene Ontology annotation, molecular function: signaling receptor activity; protein binding; antigen binding. Lineage: Eukaryota; Metazoa; Chordata; Aves; Falconiformes; Falconidae. The record is from RefSeq and is a predicted model, not a curated record. Gene Ontology annotation, biological process: positive regulation of blood vessel endothelial cell migration; positive regulation of endothelial cell apoptotic process; cellular response to interleukin-1. The coding region runs from base 91 to 933 and encodes 280 amino acids.
GGCGGUGGCGGACGGCCCGACGCCCCCUUCCUGGGCGGGAACGGGCCGAGACGUUAUAGGGCGGGCGGCCGCGACGCGGGGCACAGCGUCAUGAACCGGCUCGGGGUGCUGGGGCUCGUCGGCGCCGUGCUGCUGGGGUGCUGGGAGCCUGGCGACGCCGUAAGAUGCUUUGAUAAGCAGUACGAACACAAGGGCAGGUGCUGCAACCGGUGUCAGCCAGGGGAAAAGCUGAUCUCUGAAUGCAGUGGCACAGAAGACUCUGUCUGCGCGCCCUGUGAGAGUGGACACUAUCAGCAGAGCUGGACCAAGGAGAGGCACUGUGCCCCCCAUGAUAUCUGUGAUGACAACACUGGCCUCAUCAUGAAGACACAAGGAAAUGCAACACACAACACAGUGUGCCAGUGCCAGGCUGGCAUGCACUGCUCUGACACUAGCUGCCAGACCUGUGUGGAGAACCCUCCCUGCCAGCGCGGCUUUGGCUUUGUGGCAGCCAAGGCCAUGGCCCGGAUGUCAUCCCCCUGCGAGCCCUGCCCAGAAGGCACCUUCUCCAAUGUCUCCUCUAAAACUGAGCCGUGCCAUCCCUGGUCAAGUUGUGAGGAAAAGGGACUGGUGGUGAAGCUGAAAGGGACGAACACUUCAGAUGUGAUAUGUGAGUCGGGCAGGCGCUCCUCACUUUCAGUGCUGAUCCCCAUCAUGGCCGCAGUUGUCACGUGCAUUGUGGGCAUCUCCAUCUACUGCCUGGUCCUCACAGAUUCCAGGAGACGGGUGCAGAAGCAGGUGGAGGUUGGGAAACCCGGAGAGAACCUGGAGGCCCAGCAGCCCAUGGAGAUGGGGGAGGAUGCCUUCCCUGUGCAGGAGACCCUGCUCGGGGGCCAGCCUGUGGCCCAGGAGGAUGGCAAGGAGAGCCGCAUCUCGGAGCAGGAGAGGCUGUGAGGGUGCAGGGCGCUGCCUCCAACGGGAACACAGGCUUGGGCCAGCACAGUCUCCUCUGUUCCCUCUCCAGCCAAGGAGGAAAUCUGGCAUCUGGCCUGGCUGCAAAUUAUGUGAUGCUGCAGUGGGCCAUGGCAUAGCCACCCGCCAUGGGGGUACCACCACAGCCCCUGAUCUGGCCACCUCUCCAGGGCUGCCACAGUGGAGCAAAGCUCAGCUGCCUGCUCAGGGCUGCAGAGCAGAGCCUGGUCCCACCACCCGCCCAGGGUGCUGCCACGGGGCGCAGCAUGGCUGCUCACAGGCCGACCCCCUGGCAGAGCCCGGUGCAGCCACUGCACCAGGGCCCCCGUGGCAGAGCGUGGCUGCUUGGGUGGGUGCCCAGUGGCACAGCCCGCUCUGCCUGACCGCCGGGGAUGCCGGGGCGGAGAGUGUGGGCUGCUGGUGUGGGACGGUCCUGGCAGACCACCCGCCCAGGGAGCUGGGGCACCCGCGCCAGGACCCCGUGCUGGAGCUGGGCCCGGUGGGUGCUGGCGGUGGAGACCGGGCAGCGGCCGGGGCCGUGGCGGCCCGGGGCAGGGCAGCAGCCCCCGUGCCUCCCCGCGCACCCUGUGCUGGCCCAGCGCUGCGGGGCUCCGUGGGGAGGCUGCCCGCAUCUCCCGGCGCGGACACGGACCCGGUACGGCGGCGGGGGGCAGUGCCCCGGACACAGGCGCGCGGCAGCCGGGAGAUGGUGCUGCGGGACCGGCGUGCGGCUGUCCCGCCCCGUGCCCGCCUCCGGCACCGGCCCGCAGCGGCGCCGCCCCGCGCGGGGCUCCGGGCUCCCCGCGGCCCCGCUUCCCUCCGCCGGCCGGGCCCGUGGGGCGGGUGCCGCCGGGGGGGGGGGGGCUCCCAACGCACCCCACAGCACGUGCGCGGGGGCACACGCUGCUCGCUGCUGCCUGCAGCCACCCGCGGGGGGCUCGGCCCGCUCCACGGAGGGAACGGCUGGACGCGAUUAUCCUCCACUGCGCCGCUGACAAGAAGCUGUCAUUAAACUUUAUUAUUCUCCCAA